CACAUCUUCGCCUCGUUGGGAGCCAUGCACAACGGACCAUCUUCGUAAAACAAGCACAACAACGCACCGCGACCGCAGCAGACGAACAUGGUGGGAUCGACGUCCGCGCGGAGAUGAACUCGUCGCCAACGCCCUCGGCCGGCCACUGGCCCCCGCGAAGGCCAUCCAAGAGAAGCAAACUGCGCAACGGGUCCGUCAUCAUUCCCUCGACCGGCGAGCGGUUGCACCGGGCUUUCACCCUUCGCCCCUCCGGCCUUUUUACUUCCAGACAAGCCGAUGCGUCCGAGUCAUCCACUACGGAGCCGUUCUUGGCCCGCGGCUCUUUGUCAGACCGACUGCAGGCUGCGGCAAAUAGCGCCCGAAAGGGAGGCGCCCGGCUGCUUCGCUGGCUUGACUCGCCUGCCGGCCAUGGUGUGAUCAAGUGUACACUAGCAUACACCCUUGGGAGCUUAGCAACGUUCUUGUCCCCGCUCUCCAACUUCCUGGGCAGGCCGGAUGGGAAACACGUCGUAGCCACCUUGACCGUCUACUUCCACCCCGCGAGGUCUAUAGGAUCCAUGAUUGAGGCGGUCUUGAUCGCGAUCGUGGCCGUCGCAUACGCAGAACUGGUCUCGAUCUUGUCGAUGUGCACAUCCGUCCUGUUCGGUGGCAUCAUGGGCAUGGUCGCCCUCGCACACGGCCUCGUCCUGGUUGUUUUCAUUGGCGGCGGCUUUGGCUUCAUGGGAUGGGUCAAGCAGAAGAUGAAUAACCCGCUCGUCAACGUGGGCAGCACUCUUGCCUCGCUCGCCAUCACCGUCGUGGUCACCAAGGAGACGGCCGUCUUUACAAGUGUCUUCUCGAACCAGAAGAUUGUCCAGUUGUUAAAGAUGCUCAUCAUGGGCAUCACCAUCACCACCGUCGUCAACAUUCUGAUUUGGAGAGUGUCCGCCGUGUCGGCCUUGCGUCAGUCGAUGAAUAAGGCGUCUAUCUCGUUGGGCGACAUGCUGUCGAUGGUCACCCGCGGCUUUCUAAGCGGGUCCGAAGACGACAUGCUAUCCCCCGAGUUUGCUGCGGCAUCGUCCGCGUACUCCUCGGUUUAUCCUCAGAUGACUAAGAAUCUCCGCGAGGCCAAGUUUGAGCGUUACUUUCUGGGCCAUGAGAGACUCUACCAGCUUGAUAGAGCUGUGGUAAGGUCAAUGGAGACCCUGGCCCAGUCCAUUGGCGGAUUGCGAAGUGCGGCCAAUUCCCAGUUUGCCCUGUUGAAGGAGCCAUUAUUCACUCCCUUGUCGCGCGUCAUGUCCCCUACUGAGUUUGCCAGCUCCCCGACGGCCUCACCUGGCCUGUAUCGAACGAUGUCUGGCCCAACGCGAGUUGGUAGGGAUAAGUUUCUCACCCUAUCUUCCAUUGACGAGGCGUCCGAGGACGGCCAUGAGGAGGGGAGGACUGCCGUUGGAGAGAGGCGCCGGUCCGACGCCACCGCCACAAGCCUGCCGCCCUUUCAACAUUCGUCGGAGAUAUUCGAGCUGUUUAUCCAAUUGCUUGGGCCCUCGAUGAGGUCGCUGGCAUACACUCUAUCUGAGGUGCUCCGGGAUCCGCCCUUUGGAGAGGCCCCGGACUAUAACAUCACCAUCAACGCCAAUUUCCGGCACAGCCUUACCGAUGCCCUGUCACUCUUUAACGAGGCGAGAGCCCAUGCCCUCCAAGAACUGUACAAAACUCUCGAGCUAGACCGGACGCGGUCCAAGAGUAUCCAAGCCGACUUUGAAGAAGUUGCGGCGGCCUGCGGACACUUUACUUUCAGCCUGCAGACAUUUGGGGAAGAGAUGCAAAAGUAUCUGGACGUAUUGGAGGAUUUGAAGUUUGCCAACGAGCAUCGCAAGCGUAGUUGGAACUGGCUCAAGUGGUGGAGAAACAGUCGCCAAUCAGCCCAUAAUGCCUUGGCUCUGCCCUACGACAAUGCGGAACGCGUCGCCUUGAUCAAGCCUAUCAAGAAGACUGCCAUUCCCAGAGGAAUAGCGGAGCCAUUAGUCAGGCGGAGAGAUACGUACAAUUGGGAAGCCGCUCCCGAGACUAAGAAAACAGGGCUCGUCGCGAGGUUGUCUCAAAAGAUCCUCGCGGUGGCGAGGAGUCUGGCCAGGGAUGACGUUCGAUUUGGCCUCAAGGUGGGCGUAGGGGCUGUCCUUUGGGCCUCGCUCGCCUUCAUGCCACAGACCAGGGACCUGUAUCGGCACUGGAGAGGCGAGUGGGGUCUUCUGUCCUUCAUGAUCGUCUGCUCCAUGACGGUAGGCGCAUCCAACACCACCGGCUGGGCAAGGUUCGUAGGGACCGUAAUCGGCACCGCCGCUGCCGGCCUGAACUGGCAAGUGUCAGGUCACAGCGCGGUCGCCCUCGUCCCCCUUGGGUCGCUGGUUGCCUUCUGGAGCUUCUAUGUAAUCAUCGCACGGGGGAAUGCUCCGUUGGGCAGAAUUACCCUGCUGGCCUACAACGUGUCGACACUGUACGCGUACAGCCUUACGCAGAAGGUGGAGGACGACGACGACGAUGAGGGUGGAGCGGACCCCAUCAUCAAGGAGAUAUUGCUUCACCGCUUCGUAGCUGUGACGGUCGGCAUUCUCUGGGGCCUGAUCGUAUGCCGCGUGAUCUGGCCCAUCUCAGCCCGCAGGAAGUUCAAGGAGGGCUUCAGCAUGCUCUACCUCCAGAUGGGCCUCAUCUGGAAGCGCGGACCGCUGGCCAUCCUUUUGCGGAGCGAUUGCAGCCGCUCCUACCUCCGCACGGGCGAGCAAGCAGCGCUGCAGAAGUACGCGGCGCGCCUCGACGACCUUCGCGCUAGCGCGGCCCGUGAGUUCGAGCUCCGCGGCCCAUUUCCGUCGGAGCAGAGCCGGCGGCUCAUGGCUUGUACGCACCGUCUGCUCGACGCCUUUUACGCCAUGUCACUCGUCACACAGCGGAAGGGUCACCUAAGCGAGGGCGAGCGCGCCCUGCUGCUUUACACGGCCGAUGAGCGCGCCAUGCUGUGCGACCGCAUCUUCCAUGUCUUCCAGGUGCUCGCCUCGUCGCUCAUGUUGGAAUAUCCGCUCACGGACGCGAUUCCCAGCGUGACUCGGCCGAGGGACCGGUUGUUGGGAAAGAUUUUCCAGUUCAGGAAGGAGCAUCAGCACGAUGCUGCGGGUGAAGGUGUGGAUGGCACUAGCAACGGCAACGACAGCAGUGUGGCCGGUUCUCGAGGCUUGGGACAACUCAGGCACGUGAAUGUACAGGAACGCGACUACGCGCUGCUCUAUGCUUAUGCCCUGGUAACCGGCCAGGUUGCAGAAGAGCUGAAGGCGGUUGCUAAAGAGAUUGAGGACCUGUUUGGCGUUUUGGAUAAUGAAACGCUUCUACUGCAGUGAUCGUUCUUUUUUUUAUUCUUGUUCAUUGAAGCAAGAUCAGCUGUGGGGGGAUUCGGUCAGGCUAGGGCUUGGGGUCUAAGGUUGGAAAAGGAGUUGGAUUCAAGGAGUUGGAUUCAAGGAGUUGGAUUCAAGGAGUUGGAUUCAUUCGUUGGCAUACAUGAGAAUGUUUGGUAAAAGGCGUUCUUCCCGUCAUGAUUGGUUAUGCGCUCUCUUGUGAGAAGUGGAACACCUGGGCAGGAAACAAUCGGAACACGACACUGAAUCGAAUGCAAGUCUCACAAGGCCCUUUUCAAAAAGGUAGUCCGUACUAGCCCAGUAUCGGUUGUUCGGAGUUUUUUUUUUUUAUAGCGAAUGAGUCGCAGAUCCAAAGGAAAAAGGCUUACGAAAAUUUACAGGAUAUAACCCUAACCCUAAACUGCA
Messenger RNA from Thermothelomyces thermophilus ATCC 42464, 3788 nucleotides. RefSeq lists its product as uncharacterized. The record is from RefSeq and is a predicted model, not a curated record. Bases 114 to 3368 code for a protein of 1084 amino acids. The transcript is spliced from 3 exons. NCBI's taxonomy places the organism in Eukaryota, Fungi, Ascomycota, Sordariomycetes, Sordariales, Chaetomiaceae.